This is a messenger RNA of Scophthalmus maximus (turbot), 733 nucleotides long. Its product is annotated as cytochrome c oxidase assembly factor 5. Lineage: Eukaryota; Metazoa; Chordata; Actinopteri; Pleuronectiformes; Scophthalmidae. Bases 132 to 359 code for a protein of 75 amino acids. Gene Ontology annotation, biological process: mitochondrial respiratory chain complex IV assembly. Gene Ontology annotation, cellular component: mitochondrion. The transcript has 3 exons. The record is from RefSeq and is a predicted model, not a curated record.
CAUCAUGCCCGUUUCAGAAACAUGGCGGCUGAGUAGUAUACAUAACAUCCAUCCGAUGCCUUUGCGGAUUUGUUCGCGCCACUUGAGACUGGAUAUAAAUAACUAGUUGUGUUGACGUGGAUUUUGAAACAAUGCCGAAAUAUUACGAGGACAAAGAGCCGGAUUACAGAGCCUGCGCCGGCAUCAGAGAAGACUUUAAGGAAUGUCUGCUCCGGCACGACUGCGUCGUCAAGGAGGGGAAGCUGCCCAGUGAGUGUUUGAAGGAGGGCCACUGCAAGGCCCUGCAGACGUCCUUCUUUGAGUGCAAGAGGUCAAUGCUGGACACAAGGUCAAGAUUCAGAGGAAGGAAAGGAUAUUGAGAAACCAAUGUAACGCUGAUGUUGCCAAGUGGUUGAGCGAAUACUGGAGGUUCAGCUGUAAAUACUUGGGGUGCUGUUCGGGGCUCGGUGCAUGUGCGGCUUAAAAACCUCAUCGGAAGGAAGUACUUCAAGCGAGCAGGCAUCAAAUGACAACCAAACAUAAAAGACCAACGCACACUGUCACUCAACAGGAUACCAACUCAUCAGUAAAAUGCAGCGCUGGGAGAAGAAAAAAAACAGACUGUCACUGACAGGGGCGUCAAGCAUUUAGAUUUUCCUUCUGUUAAUGUAUUUUAUUAUUUUUUGACGAAUGAAUGCGUGUUUAAGAUAUUAAAAACAGUAAAAAUCAAUAAAAAAAAGACUUUAUAUCAAAA